Plasmodium vivax (malaria parasite P. vivax) is the source of this 2781-nucleotide messenger RNA. RefSeq lists its product as hypothetical. The coding region runs from base 1 to 2781 and encodes 926 amino acids. Gene Ontology annotation, cellular component: nuclear envelope. NCBI's taxonomy places the organism in Eukaryota, Apicomplexa, Aconoidasida, Haemosporida, Plasmodiidae. The record is from RefSeq and is a predicted model, not a curated record. Gene Ontology annotation, biological process: nuclear envelope organization. Gene Ontology annotation, molecular function: protein-membrane adaptor activity. The transcript is spliced from 2 exons.
AUGUCCGCAAACGCGACCAACGCUGGAGGCAACCCCAGGGGGAGGGGCGGCAGAGGGAGCAAACUCGCCAAAAAUAGCCACAUUGCGCAGAAUGCCGCCAGCGCAGCGAGCAGCGGAGUCAGCAGUAACGCCGCUAACAGUAGUAACGCCGCUAACAGCAGUAACGUCGCCAAUAUCGCAAAUAGCGCAAAUGGCCGGAACGCCCCGCACGGACUGAGCCCGCCGAGUCACAAAGCGUUCGCGGAGGGCGAAAUCUCGGACGCCGGCCCCCCGGCCACAGAUCGCUCGGACGACAACAACAGCACGGUCGACAAUGACGAGCGAAACACGCUAAUACAGGUGCUGCACAGCUAUGAAGACUUCCAGAAGAAAAAUAUGCACUACGGGAAGGUGAACCCCUACAGAAAAAGGGAAUCCCAAUUAAGCAAAAUGAGAAGGUCCAUAGUAAAGUUGUUUACCCUCAGUGAUAUUCGUCUAGACGAGAGUGACUCCAAUAGGAACGUAGAUGGCAGCACCUAUGGCAGUAGUGUUUCUAAAAGGAGGAACAAUGCAAACGGCUCGAAUUUCCUAACCAGCAGAGCAGCAAUGUGGAAUGAAGUCGAAAAAAACGACGACCCAGAAUACGAUUUAAAGUUAGAAAGCUCAAAAAAUAAAUCAUUCCGUGAUGCCAUAACACAUCAGUUAAGUGUCCUCAUAAAUGAUACCAUAAAUGAUAAAAAAGGGAUGACCUACAUAGCCGGCUUGAUGAUCAUCCUCUCCGUGUUGAUUACGUGCAUUUCGGGAGUGAUCACCUUGUUUAGCAACUCGGCAGGAGAAAAAACUAAUUUGAAUUUACACACCACGAAAAAUAACUAUGAUGAUAUAAAUAAAUUCAUGAAUUAUAUAAAAUUGGGAAAUGAAGAAAACAAUCGGAGUGACUUCUUACGGAUUUACGAGCUGCUGGAAGAAUUCAAAAUGAGCAUGAACCAAAGUAUGAGUGAAAAUAUGAACACCAUUUUGAAUAGCAAAAAGGAGAACCACGCACUGUACGAGUUAAAUGCCAGCUUGGAAAAUAAGCUAAAAGAGUUGGAAAAAAAAUUGCUCGUUAAUACAAAAGAUAUUGACUACUUUAAAAUUCAUUCCAAGAGAGAGGUGGAAAAUUUUAAAAAAAUACUGCAAGAAAAUUACGAAUCUUUUCAAAGCAAACUUAAGGAUUACGUUAAAACGGUAGACACUAUUAAGAAGGAUAUUCAUAAGAAGAGUUCCCUCAUUAAUGAUGUCGAAAAAAAAAUGAACAAAAGUCAAAUGGAUAUCAAGAAGGACGUGUCUGAUCGGGUGGAGAAUGAGAAAAGGGGCCUCCUCAACACCAUCAGCGAGCUGCAGAAGAAAAUCCAGUCCAUUGAAUCGAAGCUAUCAUCUCAUGGCGCCAAUUCGCGAGACUCCCUACAGAUGGAUAGCGAAGCCCAGGGGGGGUCGACAAAACGGGGAUGGACAACCCUCGGAUGGACCACCCCCGAAGCGGCACAAGCGGGAUGGACACCCCCCGAAGCGACACAGCCUGGAUCUACACAACCGGAAGUGAAACACAAAGAUGACCAAGGGGAGGCGCGCGAAAGACAAAUCGAGCAGCGCAUCGCCGAGUGGAACGAACAACACGCGGGCCUCAUGCAAGAGAUUCAGAAAGAACUAGAACUAUUAAAAGAGAGCGCAAAAAAAUCGACGGACUUUUUAGAUGAUGUCUUCCCCUCAUUUGAACAUAAAAUAUUAAAAAAUGUAGAAAACAAAAUUAAGUACUACCUAGAAAUGUACAAAAAGGACAUCUUAAGCGAAAUCACCGAAUCGAAAGUGAUAUACAAUGAAGAGAAGUACAAAGCCAUGGCUCUGAAGCAAGAGAAAAUGCAAUCUGAGCUGUUAAAAACGAUUAGUAGCCAAAUAAAGGCACAAACGAAAGUUAUAAAAGACGAUUUGAGCAAGUCCCUACACACCAUGGUAGAUCAGAAGCAAAUAAAAAUUGACAGUGACUAUCCAGUUAAAGCUGCAAAAAUUAGCUACGACUCCAUAGACAUGCUACAAAAAAAAGUGGACGAAUUGUACAAUGAAUUCAUCUUAGAUUAUAAUCAAAUCGAUUGGGCUUUGGAAUCUUUAGGAGCUAGAAUCGUUUACAAAAUGACAAGUUCUCCUCUCAAUCGAAAUGACUUCAUUGAAAAGUUUCUAAAUCAAAUUGCUUCCUUCCUACCGUCGGAAGAAAUAUACGGAAUGAUCAAACCGAUGGGGAAAGAUCCGUCUAUCAUUUUAAAGCCUUCAAAUUUCCCAGGCGAUUGUUUCUCCUUCAAUGGGAGUAAAGGAAAAAUAACGAUUCAUUUGCCAGCCACUAUUGACGUCUCAUCCAUUUCGAUACAACACGUGCAUGAAAAUAUUAGUAACAACUCAAAUGCUACUCCCAAGUAUUUCUCAGUUUACGGCGUCGUCGAUUCAAAUUGGCCGGAGCACUUUGAAUCACAGGAUAUUAACUAUGACGACUUUAAAAACAGCUCCCUGUACUCUUGCCUCCACUCCGUUUAUGGGAAUUUGCAGCCCAGGGAAAUUCUGGACAAGUGGCUCAAGGGCAACAAAAACCCGGGCCUCCUGCACCUCGGCGAUUUCUACUUCGACCGCAAGAAGAGGAUUUCCACCUACCCGACGAAGCACUGCUUCCCGGUCAAACGGAUAAUUUUUGAGUUCACCGAAAACUAUGGCGCGCCUUACACAUGCGUCUACAGACUGAAGGUCCAUGGGAAAAGAUGCAUCCGGAAAUUCAAGUAG